UGUGGCUGUGUUUAUUUCCAGGGGUCGCUUUAUCCCUUUUAUCUACUCGGGUCUCGUCACUUCUUUCUUCCUACUUACGACGACGCUUCUUGCUCGUUGUCAUUAACGACGUCGAACCACCACACACGACGCCAAUCGCGACUCCCGACAAUGGAGAAACGCGAAUUAGAGAAGCUUGAAUCUGUCGAGCUCGAGGAAGUCCGUCAAAGCAGAGACCUUCCUUCACCUGCCACUGCACAACAAACUCGCAGUCGUGCAAAGUUCAGUGCGGCUACGAUCAUUCCAGUGUGGAUUGCUCUUAGUAGUGGAGUCAUCAUCUACAACAACUACAUCUACAACACUUUAAACUUUAAGUUUCCAGUCUUUUUGGUCACUUGGCAUUUGACUUUUGCGGCUAUUGGAACCCGAGUCCUUCAACGUACCACGCAUCUCUUGGACGGUGCAAAGGAUGUACCAGUCAGCAAAGACAUGUUCUUGCGCUCCAUCCUACCCAUUGGUCUCCUUUUCUCUGGCAGUCUUAUCCUCAGCAACACUGCUUAUCUAUACCUGAGCGUGGCCUAUAUUCAGAUGCUCAAGGCCUUCACCCCCGUAGCGAUCCUACUCAUCACAUGGGCCACUCGCAUUAGUGAACCUUCCCGCAAGCUACUCAUCAUCGUCCUCAUGAUCUCCUCUGGUGUCGCCGUCACAAGCAAGGGUGAAAGGUUCUUCAGUUGGAUUGGGUUUGUCAUUCAAGCUGGAGGAGUCGGGUUCGAAGCUACCCGCCUGGUCCUCAUCCAAACCCUCCUCCAUGGACUCAAAAUGGACCCUCUCGUCUCUCUCCAUCUCUACGCGCCUGUCUGUGCCCUUAUCAACCUCUGUGUCAUACCUUUUACCGAGGGCCUAGAGCCGCUCCGCAUAGUAUGGGGGAGCAUCAUAGGAUCUUACACCCAUGCCAUGUCCGCAGUAUCAGGCGAAGCCGCAUCCAACGCUACUGUCUCAAUAGUCGGUGCGUCAGGAGAGUUGCUCGCUGCCAUAGGCGAAGAAGCAGCACCUCGCAUUACCCCAUUUUUUCUUCUUACAAACGCGCUGCUUGCGUUCUUGCUAAAUAUCGCUGCUGUGUUUUUGGUGGGUGCUGGGAGCGGGUUGGUGUUGACCCUUGCGGGGGUAUUGAAGGAUGUGUUAUUGGUUACGGGAAGUGUGGUUAUUUGGGGUGGGUCGGUUGGCAUUUUGCAGGCUCUUGGAUACUCGAUAGCGUUGUGUGGUCUGGUGAUGUUCAAGGUGUCGGGUGGGAAGUGAACAAUUGAUUGUUUGAUACUGGACUUUGCCCUCCACUUACCGCUUAUGCUCCCUCCCUUAUGUGACUAUAUUCCCAGCACUUGGUUUUCAUGACUUGCUUGAAGCGGAGUCAUCCAUACGCGCUCAGACGCGUCGAUCUGUCUAUCUUUGAUCCCUUCCCCCCCCACCACC
Suillus plorans is the source of this 1446-nucleotide messenger RNA. Its product is annotated as TPT-domain-containing protein. Gene Ontology annotation, molecular function: antiporter activity. Gene Ontology annotation, cellular component: trans-Golgi network; endosome; Golgi apparatus. The coding region runs from base 151 to 1275 and encodes 374 amino acids. The transcript has 5 exons. NCBI's taxonomy places the organism in Eukaryota, Fungi, Basidiomycota, Agaricomycetes, Boletales, Suillaceae. The record is from RefSeq and is a predicted model, not a curated record.